Messenger RNA from Gopherus evgoodei (Goodes thornscrub tortoise), 1508 nucleotides. Its product is annotated as zinc finger protein RFP-like. Gene Ontology annotation, molecular function: protein binding; zinc ion binding. NCBI's taxonomy places the organism in Eukaryota, Metazoa, Chordata, Testudines, Testudinidae. The record is from RefSeq and is a predicted model, not a curated record.
CUAAACUCCUAUCUUGUCUCUUUCCUGCACUAGACGCCAUGGCUGCUGCGAAUACAGCAAAAACUCUCCAGGAUGAACUGACCUGUCCCAUCUGUCUGGAGUAUUUUAAAGAUCCGGUGUCUCUAGACUGUGAUCACAAUUUCUGCCAAGCCUGCAUCACCCAGUUCUGGGAGGGAUUGGCUACCGAUGUCUCCUGCCCUCAGUGCAGAGCGACUUUUCCCCAAAGGAACCUCCGGCUGAAUAGGCAGCUCAGGAAUGUUGUGGAAGCAGUCAGAGAACUCAGGUUGUCCUCAGGGAGGGAACCAGAAACAGAGGGACUGUGUGAGAAACACAAGGAGCCUCUAAAACUGUUCUGCAAAGAGGACGAAAUCCCCAUCUGCCUGGUGUGUGACAGAUCCAAGGAGCACAGAGAUCACAUCGUCAUUCCUGCAGAGGAAGCUGCCGAAGAAUUCAAGGAAAAGAUUCAAGCCCAUUUGAAGAUGCUGAGGGAAGAGAGAGAAAAGCUCCUGGGAUUUAAAGUGAGAGAAGAGAAGAGAAGCCAGGAAUAUCUGAGAAAUAUACAAACCAAGAGGGAGAAGAUUGUGUCUGAAUUUCAGCAACUGCGGCAGUUCCUGGAUGAAAAAGAGCAACUCCUGCUGGUCCAGCUGGAGAAGCUGGACAAGGAGAUUGUGAAGAUACAGAAUGAAAAUGUCAGUAAACUAUCUGAGGAAAUUUCCCGUCUCAAUAACGUGAUCAGUGAGAUGGAGCAGAAAUGUGAGAAGCCAGUGACUGAAUUGUUGCAGGACAUCAGAAGCACCUUCAGCAGGUCUGUGAAGGGGACGUUCCAGCAGCCAGAGGAGAUUUCUCCUAAGUUAGAAUUAAGACUCAGUGAUUUCUCCCAGAAAACUGUUGCUCUAGUGGAGACUCUCAGGAAGUUCAAAGACACUCUGCCAUCUGCACUGGAGACAAAAGGAGGAGGAUCCCUAGGAACAUUCAGACAGGCACAUGUGACUCUGGAUCCAGACACGGCUCAUCCCCAACUUGUCCUGUCUGAGGAUCGGAAAAGUGUGAUAUGGAGAGACACACAGCAGAAUCUACCCAACAACCCUGAGAGAUUUGACUGUUGGGCCUGUGUGCUGGGCUGUGAGGGAUUCACCUUGGGGAGACAUUGCUGGGAGGUGGAGGUGAGGGAUGGAGGAGGCUGGGCGGUGGGGGUGGCCAGAGAGUCUGUGGGGAGGAAGAGACGGAUCAACCAUAGCCCUGAGGUGGGGAUCUGGGCUGUGGAGCAAUGGGAGGGUCAGCUCCGGGCUCUCACCUCUCCUGUGACCCCCCUACCCCUGAGCCAGGUCCCCAGCAGGAUCCGGGUUUGUCUGGACUGUGACCGGGGGCAGGUGACAUUUAUCAAUGCUGGUGACGAGGCCCCGAUCUUCAUUUUCCUGCUGGGCUCCGUCCCUGGGGAGAGAAUCCGCCCCUGGCUCUGGGUGGCUGGGAUCCAGCUCAGACUGUGUCCCUGAGCCGGGACGGGGAGG